Xenopus tropicalis (tropical clawed frog) is the source of this 8176-nucleotide messenger RNA. It is a transcript of the gene zfyve26, whose product is annotated as zinc finger FYVE-type containing 26. The record is from RefSeq and is a predicted model, not a curated record. The transcript has 41 exons. NCBI's taxonomy places the organism in Eukaryota, Metazoa, Chordata, Amphibia, Anura, Pipidae. Gene Ontology annotation, biological process: mitotic cytokinesis; lysosome organization; double-strand break repair via homologous recombination. The coding region runs from base 395 to 8062 and encodes 2555 amino acids. Gene Ontology annotation, molecular function: phosphatidylinositol-3-phosphate binding; metal ion binding.
GCUUUUGGCUAAAAUAAAUCUGCCAACCCUGUUGUACGGGCGCCUUGAUUUCUGUCAGCCCCACCACCCUGACCCACAACACGGACACCCUUUUAACCUUUCAAAAUUCCCGUAUUUUUAUUGCAAUCCUAUAUAAAUUGUUACAAUAGGGACCCCCCAAAUCGGUCCUGACUACAAUUUAGAACCGCGACUUCCGUGUUGGAUCGUAGAACGGUGAAAUGCAUUGUGGGUUACAGGAGGGAAGAGAAGAAAGUUCAAAGCCAAUAUGAGAUCCAAAAGUCACAUGAUUGAUGUCACAUGACUAGAGAAGAGGUCACAUGUGCCGGAGCGCACAGCUGACAAAUAAGCGAGUGCGCGGAGGGGGUUCGGGGUGCAUGGCGGAGGGAUACCCGGCAUGGCGCAUCCAUUCGGGGAAGAGGAGGAGGCCUCCCUCAGGAGUCUGCACGGCUUCUUCUGCUGGUGCUUACAGAGGGGAAACUGGGAGCUGGCCCGGGCUUGUCUCCCCCAACUCUACCUGGGAGCCCAAGCUGGGGAAGUGCAGGAGAUUCUGACGGCUCUGGUCGCGGCGCCGCACCUGCUCAGUUGCGAUGAAAAUCACAGCCCUGAAAAGCUCUCCUGGUUUUGGCUCAGUGCCUUGGAGACAUGGCAGGGGUGGGGUAAGAAACACCCAACCCCAUUUCUCAAAGGUAAAACAGAAUUUCUGCUGCUUUUGGAGGAACUGCAGGAUGAUGCCUCAGAACCAGUACUCAAGGAGCUCUAUGAAGCAUUUCUAUACAGUCACCAAGAAUCAGAAAACAGAAGGGAAAUCUCUGGUCCAAGGCUCAGCCCGAAAACUAUUUCCUCUUUACGUACUUUCCUCGGUCACAAUCCGAGACUUGUACAAGCUUUGAUAGGUUUUUUACUCAUUGAUAAUUCUCAUCCUUCUGCACUGGAAUAUAACCAUCUCCUACUCAACAUCUCUGUGGAUUAUCUUUUAGAUUUAAUAAAAUCUUUGCAGGAAAUGAAACAUGGUUCACAAGAGCAUUUAGAAAAAGUAGCUGAACAGAUUUAUGGUGUCUUGGGCACCAUGCACUUCAAUGGGGAGCUACAAGCCAGUGAACUUAGGCACUUGUGCCAAGAGCUCUUCAGAGCCUGUUGGAGCCAUGGAAGCAUUCUAAGAGAAGAGCAAAUCCAGCAGUGCAUGCUCAGGAAGCAGAACUAUGCUCUGGUCAGUUUGUACGGAAUUGUGGCAAGUGAGAAUAUGAAAGCACUUAUAACUGCACAGAGGAGUCCGGGAAAAGGAGCAGCCUGCGAGCUUUCUGAUUCAGAGAGAGCCAUCCUUGCGUUAUUUUGUGACCCAGAGCAAGUGAACCCAUGGAAGACUGCUUAUUUUUACUGCCUUUCCACUGGAAAACACUUUCUGGAGCAAAUCCUGCUUACUGCCUUGGCUCUGCUAAAAAGAGAGGAUUUCACAACAUUAAGCAUGCUGCUAAGAAAUGAGUUUAAGCCACUCCGACGUCUCCUUGUGCUACUGGGCUGGACCCAUUGUCAGAGUAUAGAGUCUGCAAAAAUGCUGUUAUGCACACUGCACCAUAAUAAGGAUCUGUGCAAUGAUCUAGUGUUAAAAGAAUUCUGUGAAGGACUCAUGUAUCAAGUUGAAGCAUUGGAAUGGUGCAUACAGCACAACAGCCAGGUUAUUCCUAAAAAGGAGAUUCUUCAACACUUGUACAAUCUGGACCGCCAUUCUGCACUUUAUAUACUUCAUCAUCUAACCCGACUCCCAGAACUUAAUGAGGAAGAGGUUCUAGAGCUCCUGCAGAGAGGGCCAGCCUCAGCAGGGGAAGAUUCCUCCAACCAGCUAGACAGCCAUCAUUUGAUUUCACAGCGCAACACUGUUGUGUUCCAGGCCUUCUGUGCCAUAAAGUAUUCAAUGUAUGCUUUGUGUGUUAAUGCUCAUCGGCAUACACAGUGCAGAGAUUGCCUUCCUCACCUGCUCAGUGGAUCCUCUGAGGAUACAGAAUUUCCAAGUGUGCCAGAAAAAGAGACCUUAACUUUUCAAGAUCUUUCAGCUUUUUUUGUACAGUAUUUUACCAAGUGCCAGUAUUAUUUACAAUUACUGCCUGCCCCUUUUCGCCUUGAAGUUAUGGAGAACAUUUUCUCCUUAUUGUUUGCAUCAAUAAGUGACUUAAAUAAAGAACCUUCACAGUCUGAGGACUAUCCCGCUGAAGAUGAAGAAGAAGUCAAAGUAAAUUUGAGAACUGAAGGACUUGAAUUGGACAGUAGCCUUGAUAAAGGAGAGUGUUUAGCAGUAUCAUCACCAAUCCAAACCACCCUUAAUAAGGAUUGUUCCUUUCUCGGUGCUGAUUUGUCAGGGAUCUCUAACGGCUCACUCACUUCCACUGUAGAGAAUGCUCAAAGAACACACUCCAUUCUUCCAAGGCCUAACUACCUUGACCUGAAACACUUUACCAAAGGAUUGUCGGGGUUCUUAGCUGAUGAAGUGGUCCUUGAUCAGUUUCUGAAAAUGCUAAAGGAUCACGUGGAUGAACCUAAAGACUGUUCUCCAUGGAGUGAGCAUAACAAGGAGAUUAAACUACUGGAGUGCAUGAACCUUUCCGUGACCAAGGAAACAUUCAGCAGUAGAGUGCUUCAGCUGUCUAAAUAUAUAUCAGAUACCCAGUGGAGAUACAGAGUAGUAAUGAGCAAUAGAAAUGCAGAGGAGGAGCUUAUUACCUCAAGACGGCCUUAUCGGACUUAUAAAGCCUCUGGUUUUAGAAGACGAAGCAGGAAGAACAACAGAGGGAGCAAAAAGCAGAUGGAGAGCACAAGUAGCGAGUUGAGCACAUCAGAAAGCUGCGCAAGCAACCUGUCUGCGAUAGGCGAGGCUGAUCCCAGAAUUCAGUCACGACAGCGUAACCUUUUGAUUCCCAUGAUGCUGUCCCCUCCUGAAUCUCUCUUGAUGUCUUGUAUUCUAAGAGGAAACUACCCUGAAGCCCAUCAGGUUGCACUGAUGUUUAACCUCCAAUCAACCUCAAGCUAUGGGGAACUGAUAUUCAUGGAGCGUUACCAAGAUGUUGUGAGGGAAUUAUCCAGCGUGGAGCAAAGGAUUGAAAACCAGAGCUCGGAGAGUGGCACCAGGAAGCUGAGCAAUAGUCGCUCUACCCUGCAGGCCAUUGGGAGUGCUGCUGCAGCAGGUAUGGUGUUUUAUUCCAUUUCUGAUGUGACAGACAAGCUGCUUGCUCCUGCUGAAGGGCCAAUACCCACGCUGCAUGAUGACUUCUGGGUAAAAGGUGCUCGCUUGGAAAAGUGCGACCCCUGGAGGCAUGUGUUAGACGAGCUAAAUCCUUCAGCAAUGGCAGCUUUUGACUUAGCCUGCACUCAAGCCCAUCUCUGGAAGACAUGCAGGCAGCUACUGGAAACCACAGAGAGGCGGCUGAACUGCACCCUGGAAACAAAAGGUCGGAAACCAGACUGUAUCCUGGAUCAUCCUGAGGGAAUUCGAGGGCUUCCGGCUGUCCUUCAGCAGCUGAGUAAAAUCAUGAACUAUGCUAGUUCUUCUCUUGGCCAGACUGAAUUAGAAGAGAGAAUAAACAGUCAGUUCAAGUGUAACAUCACAGAGCUCUUUCAUACGUGCUACCCAGUGCUGAAUGAUGAGUGCAUCGUGCGUGACAUUACCUUGGGCUAUGAGCUUGAACAGAUUCUUACUCUGCUAAAAGCUGCAAUCAGUUCUCAUGAACCAAAAGGAAAUCCGGUUCAGUCAUUAAUGGAUCAGUUGUCCAUGAAACCCCAAGAUGUGCAAGUUCAUCCCGUACGCCAGCAGAUGGACCUUCUCUUGACAAAUCUGGAUGAAAUCGCAAAGUCUCUGAAUGGUCACGGCCCAAAACCUGAUAAUGUUAAGAAGUUUUUCACCUACCUAGACACAAUGGCCAAGGUUAUAAUCCAGAGUAUAAAUACAGAGCUGGAUCCUUCCCUUGAAGUGAAAGUUGGGAAUCCUUUUGUUCUGUUACACCAAAAACCUUCUCAGAUGAUUUCCCAUAUGCUCUUUGAAAGACAGGUUCCACCAGAGAGGUUGUCGUCACUUUUGGAUAAAGAAAACCUUGGCGUGAGUGUUGAGCAGGUCAUAGCUGAUUACUGCUGUGAGCCAAUGUCGUUUUGUAAUGUGAGAAAGCACAAGCAUGCUCAGUGUGUAAUGCGCAGUAUUGGCCAGAUAACUUGGCACUGCGUUGAGCUCACCUUGCCCGACAUGGAAAUCAAUAUUCCCAGCUGUGGGCAUGACGAAGAAGAUAAAAUCGGUGCCAGUAGUCCUGCAUCUCCUGCCCCUGACCAUAACCAGCGCUAUCUCACAGCUUCAGCUCUGAAUUUCUUGAAGUCUAAGUCAAGGAUAGCAGCUGCUGUGGCCUGUUUAAGUGCUGCUAAGUCCCAAAAGCCUACCAAGUCUGGUCUUUCAUGGAUGGAAUUAAUAGGAAGUAAGAAAGAAAGUCCUUUAGAUAUGGAAAACAUUGCCAAAGAAUGUGAUUCUCUGCUUUUGGAGUUCCCAGUUCUGCAAAGGUUUAUCUCUGCUAUGUCCGCCCCUUUUCAAGACUGUCCAUCUGAGGGUAAUGGCUUUGCUAGUACUCUGUGUGGGAAGCCAUGUUCAGCUUUGGCUUUACUGGGACUUCAUUCCCCCACUGCAAACGCUGUGGUAACAGAAGCCUUUCAAGAAGCAGUUUCUGCAAAAGAAUGGUCACGUCCAUUGCAGAUUUUGGAUUUGUACAGCUAUGACCUGAAAGAUCUUGUAGGGAUCAGAGAUGCCAUCCUUUCCUGUGCAGCUGCUGAAGAAAAGGAUGGCCAUAGAUAUCUCUUUGCUGUAAAAGACCCUAGUCUGAGAAGCAAGCUGGCCCUCCGUUUCCUGCACAAGUGGCCUCUGGACGCCUGCAUAGAGAUACUAUCUUACUGUAUGUGCGAACCAGAUAUUGAUGAAGAUCUGAAACUGGAGCUGCAGAACAAAAGGAGUGAAAUGGCCGUGUAUCAAAAGAUUUUAAGUCUGAAAGAAGAUUCAUCUUGGGUAACAUGGCAGGAACUUAAGAAGGACUGCAAGGAAGAUCCACACACCGUUCUCAGUAUUAUGCUGGAUGCCAAGGAUUACACACUGUGUGAAGAGUGGGGGCACUUUUAUCCAGUUCCUGUGGAACUUCUCAUUAGUCUUCACUGUGAGCAUCUGCUACAUCUGCUGGGGAACCAAGACACUGAAAAAGCAAUACAGCUGUUACAAAGGAUAGAAGACCAGUCUCUGAGAUGUGCUAUCAGUGAGCAAGCUCUGCUUCAACAGUCCAGCAUAUUUGCCUGCCAUUUCUUCUCUGAGUACCUGCUUCAUAACUUCCAUAACAGCAUGUCUGAGGCGAAGCGCUUGGAAAUACGAGAUGUAUACAUGGGCUCAAAGAUUCUGCUGGCACUUCCAGAGGGCGCCCAUUCCAGUUACAAACAUCUCGUGUCCAGCCCCCUCCUCCUUCUAGAGCAACUUCUGAUGAACAUGAAAAUAGACUGGGCUGCUGUUGCCGUGCAGACAAUAAAGCAGUUCCUGGAUGAGCUUGAAUCCAGCUUUUCCACCGAGGAUGUGGACAAAUUACUUUGCACGUAUGCAGGCAAAGCUCUGGAUAUCCCGUUUUCCUUCAGAGAGAGGAGAUCAGAUUCUGUGAUCCGAAACUCAGAGAGUUGUGGUCAGUUAGCAGAACCAGAGAGUACAUCAGUACCCUCAACACCGGAGCCAUUGACUCCCUCUGUAGCUGAUCGGGUUGUAGACUGGUCUCGAUUCCAGACACCACCGAGCUCUCAAGAGAAAAGGAGGAUUAAAUCUUCUCCAGAGUUUGUCCCACCAGAAAAACCUCCAGCCAAGACUCAGUGGAUCCCUGAUGAAAGAGAAGUCACGUGUAUGGUGUGCAAAAAUGAGAGAUUCACCAUGUUUAAUCGCAGACAUCACUGUAGACGUUGUGGAAGGCUGGUGUGUAGCUCGUGCUCCAUGAAAAGGAUGGUAGUAGAAGGUUGUCGAGAAAACCCUGCUAGAGUCUGUGACCAGUGCCACGCCUACUUCUCUGCAAACAUCAAUAAAAUGGAUGAAGACUCGGACUACACGGAAGCUGAAAGGCCAGGGGGAAGCCUAGACUUAGCCGAAAUCCUAAAGUUAUCCAAGGCAGCGGAACUACAGUGGUGCCUCACUGUUAACGAGCAAGAGAAUGAAGUGGAAAGAAGUGAAUUUUACUAUGAACAGGCGCCAAGUGCAUCUUUAUGCUCUGCCAUUCUAAAUCUGCAUUCUAAGAGCGAGGAAUGUGGCUACCAGUUAAUUGAGCGCUGCUGCAUGUUGUCCAAGGACUUGACCAACCCAGAGAUGGACAGCAGACUCCUCCUAGACAUCAUGAAGAACUUACUCUUUAGUGCAAAGAUGAUAUUUGUGAAAGCAGCAAGGAGCCAGGACCUUGCACUCUGUGACAGCUAUAGCAGCAAAGUGGACUUGCUGAAAAUUUUGGUUGCAGCUUCUUACCAGGAAAUUCCCUCGCUUGAUGAAAUUGUAAGGCCUGCUGCAGUUAUAAGGUUGCGAAACCAGCUUCUGGAAGUGGAGUACUACAAUCUUGCCAUUGAGGUCUCUACAAAGACAGGACUUGAUCCUGCAGGUGUCUGGCAGGCAUGGGGAAUGGCUUGCCUUAAGUCUGACAAUUUACCUGGAGCAAGGGAGAAAUUCAGCAGAUGCUUAAAAGCCCCUUUGGAUCCCAACCAAAAGAACCCAAGACCUACUCUCCUAGAUGAUGUGGUGCAGUACCUGGAAUCUGCUGCCCAACCCAUUCUUCUUGUGAAUGAUGAUGACUACUUUGCAACACUAAAAGAACUCAAAGCUACCUUGAAACCCCACUGCAUCUGGUUUGAAAUGAUGUCUGAGGAAAAACACCAAAAUAACAAGUAUUAUCAGGAGUGUUUGCAUUACCUGCACACCUACGGCACACACCUCUCCAUCAUUCAGUUCUACAUGCGCCGAGACCGUAUGCGGGAAGCUUUGUUGCACCUCCUAAAUAAGGAAUGCCCCAGAGAUAUUUUCAUAGAGGGGAUUUUUGUGCCAAGCUAUGAAAGUGGCAAGUUACAGAUGUUGGAAAACCUUCUUGAAUCUCUUGAUACUACGCUGGAAAGCUGGAGCACCUAUCUGAUUGAAGCCUGCAAACACCUCCAGCAAAAGAACUUCUAUAACAUCCUGUAUGAACUUCAGCAGUUUAUGAAGGAUCACAUCCGUGCUGCUAUGACCUGCAUACGGUUUUUCUCAUACAAGGCAAAGAGCUACAGGGAACUUGGGGACAAUAUGAACUGGCUGAUAAAAUCCAAAGAGCAUCUGAAGACUUGCUUGCAAGAAAUUCCUCGGGGAACCAACAAGAGAAAAUAUCAUGACACAUUUCGGAAGAAAAUGUCUAAUUCUGAUAUUUCCAGGCACAUAAACACAGUGGAGCUCCAGAUGGCCAUCACCAAGUUCUUGCAAAGAUGUGAAAGCUCAGGGACCUCUCAAACCAUUAAGAAGCCGCCUCCCACCCUGUUUGGAGACAGUGGCAUGAUCAUAGAUGUUGCCUGCAGAGUCAUUUUAGGAGGAAAAAAUGUGGAAGAAGGUUUUGGUCUUGCUUUUCGAGUCAUCCAGGAUUUUCAGUUGGAUGCAGCCAAAGUGUAUGGCAAGGUGUGCAAACAGCUGGUUGGACAGGAGCAUUAUGCCGAGAUUCUGCAACUUGUCAAGUGCGUCAGUGAAUCCGGCAUUGCUGCUGAGAACGAUUGCGACCAGAUUUUACUGCGCUGCAUUGAGGAAAUGGCAGACAUGUCUCCUGAUGAGUUGGAAAAGCUGAUCCAAGGAAUGAGAAGUGAUGAGAACAAGAUUAAGGCUUUCCUGACCUGCCGAAUGAUGCGCUCUGCGUAUUUAACUGCUGUGAAACAAGAACAUGAGAGAGCCAUCCAGCUUGUCCAGGAGGUGUGGCAGGCAACCCGCCAAAUCAAUGACACAGUUGUGCAGGGGAUUUGCCACAAGUGGCUUCUGGAGCACCCACCAAAAUCAAAGGAGACCCAUAAGCAUAGCUCAAGGAAGUGAAAACUUGCUUUGUGCACUUGAACGUUAGAGUUAAACCAUCUAUUAUCCCACUGCUACUAUAGGCACCAUCUCUCCCUACUAUACCUGCUAUCCCACAGCCCCAGUCCCUUCCCA